ACACUUGGACCCGAGAUGAUGAAUGAGAAUAACACGGAUCUCGUAGUCCUCGCGACGUAUUGACUUCUCUCUCUUUCUCCCCUCCCUUCUCUCUCUCUCUCUCUCUCUCUCUCUCUCUUUCUCUCUCUGUCCUUUUUAAAUCUUGUACACGUCCAUUUCACUUCCUCAAAUGUCCUCCCCCUUCUUUACAGUUGCUGUGUUCUUUUCCUUGCUUCGACUGUCGUUCGGCCUUCCCUUCCAUCGCUUUCAUUGGCGCCUCGCCGAGCAUAUCACUCGACCGCAGACGUAUAGCUCAGUUUACCUCAAAAUCUUGAUCCGAGUAACAUGUUAGGGAAUCGGAAGAACUCGAAACCAUAUUUACUCGAUUCUUGUUGAUCUUUCUUACUCUGUUAGCUUAGAUAACCUAAAAUAAGAAGUAGAAGAAAUUAGAGGCUGUUUUCUUUUAUUGGCAAAGGAUGGAAGCACACGUUAGAAAUGUGAAUGACAGCAUCAACACUGCACCGACAGAAGCGUACAUGCCUACGUCAGAGACAUCCUUCACUGUCGAGGAAGAGGACGCGUUAGUGACGUUGAUAGUUGUUGUGUUCGGCAUCAUCGUUGCCAUGGUGGUGCUGUUCUCGAUGGGUAUCUUCAUAGAUUGCAGACACCAAGAGAAAGAUUCUAUGAAGAGAAAAAAACUGAGACUGAAAAUGUUGCCGUUUGCACGAAGAGGCCGGAAAGAUGACAUGAAAGCCUUAGCUUCAAAUAUAUAUCCCAAUGGUGUUACUGGGUCCAAGGAGACGGAUGAUGUAGUUUGAUAUAAUAAAAAUUAUUGGAAAUUCGUAAGAA
Messenger RNA from Acromyrmex echinatior (Panamanian leafcutter ant), 828 nucleotides. RefSeq lists its product as uncharacterized. NCBI's taxonomy places the organism in Eukaryota, Metazoa, Arthropoda, Insecta, Hymenoptera, Formicidae. The record is from RefSeq and is a predicted model, not a curated record.